CCGCAGUACACCUGGCCUAUCAUGCCCAAAGAUACCUCAAAGACACCUACUAGCAACUCUCGCUCCAGAGGUGUUCUACCCUCGCCUCUGGCAGCACCUCAUCUUCGUGCUCCUUUGAGGAGGCCGCGCCAGAGCAUGCCUGCUAUAGGCCAGAGAGCUCCAGCUAGUCCGUCUCUGGUUCAGAAGCCAUACGCAAAGGACGACAUUGUUACGGUCACAACGAAACCCAAGCCAUGGUUUCAUGAUGAGAAGAGUGCAGCCGAGGUAUACGAUGAGUGGGCUGUAGAGCAGUGGUUGAACUCACCGGCGAGGAAGGGAAAGUACACGGUUGCACCCCAUAAGGACCCUGACCUCAACGCGCUCAACUUUGACGAAACGUAUCCUGUGAACGCAGAAGAAUAUUGGGCCAAUCCGAACGCGCCUGAACUAGACAACCGAGUCCGGACGACGAAGUUCAAAGAGUACUACGACUUCGUCCGCACAAGCAGCCGGAACUUUGAGCAUUAUUGGGAGAAGAUGCGUCCCCGUCGCAAGGUCGGAGCAGCACGAUUAGAGGAAUUAAAGGCGAUCCGCCUUCGUGAGUGGAACGGUGAACGCUGUAUUUAUGAUCCGCCCAAGAUUGCGAUGAAGGAAGCUUUCGUCACUUUGCAAGAUGAUAUCGACCCGAUGAUGGAGCUCGAAAACCAUUUGCUUGUGGCACAACUAGUCGGACUCCGGCACACCCAUCCUUCUUCAUUCGCUGGUAACGACCCCUCGAAGCGACGUACGAAGUUCCCAAAGAUGAAAGGCCCCCAAGAACUCUACGACGACAUCUGUAAGAAGCACGCCGAUAUGGUCGAGAGGGUGGAGAAGUUCACCGAAGUCUGCAGCCUGAAGGACAGGGGCCUGCACUUGCAGCUGUGUCGUCAGGUCGCAGGGUACCACCAGCUCAUUGACCUUCUUCAGCAAGGCAUGGCAGCGUUUUGGGCAGCGGCUGAGGAUCACAUCCUCAUUUUUGAUGACAAGAGAAGUAUGAACACACGCGAGUUUCAUAGGGUGUACCCGAAGUUGGGUAUGUUUAUAUAGGAAUGCCUUGUGGCAAGUUUAUGUCUGCGGUUCUUCCCUCUUUCUUUUUUUAUCUCUGCUUUGAC
This is a messenger RNA of Stereum hirsutum FP-91666 SS1, 1130 nucleotides long. RefSeq lists its product as uncharacterized. Lineage: Eukaryota; Fungi; Basidiomycota; Agaricomycetes; Russulales; Stereaceae. The record is from RefSeq and is a predicted model, not a curated record. The transcript is spliced from 4 exons. Bases 22 to 1065 code for a protein of 347 amino acids.